Molecule: messenger RNA, 627 nt
Organism: Zingiber officinale
Lineage: Eukaryota; Viridiplantae; Streptophyta; Magnoliopsida; Zingiberales; Zingiberaceae
Product: 30S ribosomal protein S31, chloroplastic-like
Exons: 3
Coding region: 30-404 (124 amino acids)
Biological process (GO): plastid translation
Cellular component (GO): ribosome; plastid
Source: RefSeq, a predicted model, not a curated record
CGGCUUCCCCUUUCACUAGCUGCCUCUAGAUGGCGUCGCUCUCCCUUGGAAUGGCGAUGGGAGCCGCUCCCAUCGCCGUGGCCGCCUCCCGCCUCUCCUUCUCUCAAACUGAGACACUCGCCGGUAGCUCAUCCUGCCUCUCAGUCUCUCCCCACACGGUCUCUGCGACCCUCUCCACAGCGCUCCCUGUUCCUCCUCCCCUCUACAUAUACUGUGGCAGAGGAGACAAGAAGACUGCGAAGGGGAAGCGGUUCAAGCACUCCUUCGGAAACGCGCGUCCUCGGGACAAGAACAAGGGCAGAGGCCCCCCUCGGGCUCCGCUGCCGCCUUCGCCUCCCAAGAAGGACAAGUUCGACGACGGGGAGAUUGUCAGAAUUGAAAUCGAUGAGUCCCUCUUCUCCUAAGAUAUAUCCUUUUGUUGUGAAACCCGAUUUUUGUGCUUGCUUAGGCGAAACCGUGAUUGUUUAUUAAAAGCUCAGAUUUUGAUGCGAGCAACAGUGCGAUUCCUUUUGCAUCUUUGAUAACAUUUGGUCCUGAUGAAAGCAAGGUUAGGAUUAUGAUUGUGCAGAGCAAUUGCAUGAACUAUUUUCUGAGUUAAUGCUAUUUGUGUGGCCUCCUAAUCUUUAA